CCGUGCGUCCUCAGCGAUCCGCGCGCUCUUUACGUCCGGACCCCGGGAGUAAGUGUUUCCGGCCAUUGAUACUCCCUGUCCGUCGGUGCUCGGUUGUUAGAUUUUGUGAGCUAUCUGGCCAAAAGGGUGACGGCCUCGCUAGGAUGAAGCUCGUGAGAUUUUUGAUGAAAUUGAGUCAUGAAACCGUAACAAUUGAAUUGAAGAAUGGAACACAGGUCCAUGGAACCAUCACAGGUGUGGAUGUCAGCAUGAACACACAUCUUAAAGCUGUGAAAAUGACCUUGAAGAACAGAGAACCUGUACAGCUGGAAACACUGAGUAUUCGAGGAAAUAAUAUUCGAUAUUUUAUUCUGCCAGACAGCUUGCCUCUGGAUACACUACUUGUGGAUGUUGAACCUAAGGUGAAAUCCAAGAAGAGGGAAGCUGUUGCAGGAAGAGGAAGAGGCCGAGGAAGAGGAAGAGGACGUGGCCGUGGUAGAGGAAGAGGGGGUCCUAGACGAUAAUGUCUCUCAAGAUUAGUGUUUCAAAGUGGUGAUAUGGGCUAUUUUUUUGUACAGCUUUUGUUUGUUUAUGUCAGUUUUUAAUAAACCUAAAUAUGGGACCACAUUGUCUACUGACCAUCAAAUUAAAGUUUUAAUAGUUUCAUAUAUAUAUAUGCAUGAUACUAACACAGUGAGAGCCAUUUGUAACUAUUAGGUAGUCCCAGGAAAAUUUACAUUCUUAGGUGGUUAUGCUUUAAUUUUUUAAACUAAAAUUUUUAUUUUAUGAUGAAUUUAUGUAGAAUAUACACCUUUUAUUUCACAUGCACUGAAGAUCCAUUUAUUUCUACUCUGUAGAACCUACCUAUAGGUAAAAUUAAGUUCUUUUUGGUACUUUUAGAAACUGAAGUCCUUUGAAUCAGGGUCUACAAUUGAUUCUCCUUCCCUGAGUUUACUUCAUGGAGACUUCGGAACUUGGUUAAAAAAUGGUAGUCAUCUUCUAAAUCAAGAAGUCAGUGAUUUUGUUGUCAUUGUUAAUGUUUUUUGUUUGUUUAUAAUAGGUUUUCAAUAGAAUAGUUUUAAGUUCUCCUGAGUUGAAACUGCAGAUAAUACCUAGUUGCUUAUCAAUUGUGAACAGUAUUAAGACCUCAUGUUAAUUUGGAAUAUACCUGUUAGUGGCUUUAUCAAAUACUUCUACAAGGAAUCUUUGAAGAACAAAAUGAAAGAGGCCUACUUUCUUUUAUAGCAAAACUAGAAUCUUGUCAAUCACUAAAGGAAAUUUUUUUAAAAAUUUUUAAUUGAAUAAGCUUGAUAAAAACUGUAUACACAGGCCUACUACUGUUUUUAUCAAGCUUACUACUGUUUCUGUACUAAGAAAGCAAGCUAACUUUGAGGAUGUGGGGGAACUAAAUCUUUAUUUUCAUUUAAUUAUGUAUUGUUGGCUUUUUUCAUUUUUAAUGAGAAGAAAAUUUACUGCAAGGAUUGUUACUAAAAAUACAAUUACUUAAUUUGAGAGAUAGCAAGAGCACUGUGUGCGUGCACAUGCGUGUUUUAAAAACGUUACUAUAAAUCUGGGAUAUAUAUAUAAUUUUUUUUUAAAGUAUCUUGCUCACCUCCUGAAGAUAAUUCCACAGUUGAAAUGUUUUUUUCUGUUCAUAAGUCAUUGAAACCGUCUCAUGGUGCUUAGCUGUUUUAUCACAAGUUAUUCGACAGUGGUUAGGAAAGAGGGUGGUAGUGUAUAUGAAAUCCAUGAUGAUGAAGGCAACUUUUAUGAAUAUUUCUUAGUGGUAAAUAUUUUAAACUUGAACCCACAUGACAUGACAAGCCAUAAUCAAUAUGUAAUUUUCCUCCAUACCUUUUGUAAAUUAAGACAUUGAGGGAAUAAAUUCAUUCUUUCCCACACUCUGAUCUCUUGCUGGUGCUCCUAUUGGUUGAAACCCAGCAUAAACCAGAAGGCAAGGUGGAGAGUAGAUUUGAAGGGGGCAGACAGAAAAGACCCCACACAGCUAGUGAAGAAACAAUUGUUUCCUACAUGCUAAGCAAACAUAACUACAUAAUUGCAAAUUGUGGUGAAUACUCUGCAGAUAUAAGAGUACUUCAUAUUUCUUGUCCAUUUUAAAAGCAGUAUGUAGUGGCAGCUCACUUUGAUGUUCAAAUAUUAUACAACAUUUAACAUUUUAACUUUUUUAUUUUGAGGGUUUUAAUGUCUAAGAUGUUGGCAUUGUGAAUCCAGUCUAAUAAAUGGUUUAAAUGUGAGAAA
This is a messenger RNA of Choloepus didactylus (southern two-toed sloth), 2238 nucleotides long. RefSeq names its product small nuclear ribonucleoprotein D1 polypeptide (gene SNRPD1). The record is from RefSeq and is a predicted model, not a curated record. Bases 144 to 503 code for a protein of 119 amino acids. Gene Ontology annotation, cellular component: SMN-Sm protein complex; spliceosomal tri-snRNP complex; precatalytic spliceosome. Gene Ontology annotation, molecular function: RNA binding. The transcript is spliced from 4 exons. Gene Ontology annotation, biological process: spliceosomal snRNP assembly; RNA processing. NCBI's taxonomy places the organism in Eukaryota, Metazoa, Chordata, Mammalia, Pilosa, Megalonychidae.